AUGGCUAACUGUGGGAUCCACAGCUUUGUCAAGAUGGACCCCAGCUUUGAUCUCAACCGGCCACUCUCAUCAAUCAGCAGUGAUUUAAAAGAUGGAUUAAACAAUCAUGUCAGACUCUUGUGUCUCCAAGGACACCCCAAAUUCACCUACGAUAUCCUCCCCGACUCGCUUAGUGCACAAGCUAAAAACGGUUAUGCUAGCUCAAACAGCCCAAGUUGA
Puccinia graminis f. sp. tritici CRL 75-36-700-3 is the source of this 219-nucleotide messenger RNA. RefSeq lists its product as uncharacterized. Bases 1 to 219 code for a protein of 72 amino acids. The transcript has a single exon. The record is from RefSeq and is a predicted model, not a curated record. NCBI's taxonomy places the organism in Eukaryota, Fungi, Basidiomycota, Pucciniomycetes, Pucciniales, Pucciniaceae.